AUGGAGAUUCAGUUUGAACGGUUCGAGCAGCAGUUGGGUUUUCAUUUGGCAAACUUUUCCGGCGUUCGAGUACGCAAGUUCAAUCGGACCACCUCGAUACUGGACGGAGACGGUGAAAUCUUUGUGGACGUUACCGAUGAGUACCAAAUAAUGCUGACCAUGGCACUCAGCUCCCUAGGCAAUAACCAGUGGAACGAGUAUCCCGUGAAGAUCGCCAAGAGCAGGAUGUGCAGUUUUCUUAACAACCAAUACAAGGAAUACCAGGAGUAUUUCGUUGAGAGCACCAGUUUUCCGCGCGUUGGAGAUGACUGGGUAUGUCCCUUUCCGAAGGGACGCCACUGGGUGCGGGAUUUUGCAAUCGAAGGGUCCUGGGUACCGGAUUUUGUUCCAUCUGGAUAUUGGAGGUAUACGAUUUCGAUAUUUGAUGCCCGUGAUGAAAUUGUAGUUAACCUCAUUGUGUAUAUGAAGAUGAAGCAAGGCUACGUGUGA
This is a messenger RNA of Topomyia yanbarensis, 489 nucleotides long. RefSeq lists its product as uncharacterized. The record is from RefSeq and is a predicted model, not a curated record. Lineage: Eukaryota; Metazoa; Arthropoda; Insecta; Diptera; Culicidae. Bases 1 to 489 code for a protein of 162 amino acids. The transcript has a single exon.